CACAAAAGCGCUGUAUCCAAAUCAGUAACUUGAUUCCGCUCAAUGAAGCGGUGCACAAACGCAACACUCGGGUUGUGUGGUCCUGGAAGGAAGCAACUAAGACAUCACUUUUCAGAUUCAUCCAGUCCUUACAGAUGCCUUUCUGGAAUCUCAAUCUUACCAUUUGAUAUCAAGUGUCAGAUACUCUCACUAGUCGAAAUCAGCGACCUGGUAAAUCUUUGGGAAGUUUCCAAGGACUUUCAACUUACGAUUGAAAAGUACUGCAACAGUAGUCGGUGUCCACAGUUAUCACAGUUUUACGACCCACAUAAUCACGAACUACACUCAGCCUUCACCGUUACGUUGUACAAACACGCUGGAAAUCUGUUUCGUAGAAUCUAUCAGCCUCAACCGCUUUGCCGUACACUCCAGUUUUUAGAGUGUAGUUUACGUAGACAUAUGCCGAAUCUAGAAAAGUCUUCCAGGACUAGUCAGAAUCUACAGGAACCAGACUAUUAUCCAAGCAUCUGUCCCAUAGGUCCUUUAAAAUGUUUGGCCUUACUUUUUUAUGGCGUUUUCUUGAAAGAAUUUAUUUUUGGAUGGCCAGAACAAAAUAUUCAGCGGGUUUUUCACACUCUUGUGCAUGUAUGCUUUAAUGAAAACUUCUGGUUUCGUCUAUCAAGUUUGAUCUGUCAGAGACCAGGUGUAGAUCCUCAAUCUGAACUGACGCUUCGCCUUUUCCUGAGAAAAACGUUUUUAGACCCUAAUGCGUUACCACAAAUGUAUGAUGAGAUCAACUCACCAUCGUCAUCCAUUUCCAAUACUAAGCAACGUUUAUCAUCGGAUAACUGUUCCUUAACUAUUCAGUAUGACGCACUUCAAAAUCUACAUCCAUCUGAAGCCCAUUCAAAGACUUCUUGGACCCAUGAAACAAUCACUUAUCAUGUAUCACCUAGAUAUCCCUCUGAUAAUUCCUUACUGACUUCAGUCUCCUCAUCUAGCAAUUAUAGUAACAAUGGAUUUUCAUCGGAUGAUUUAUUAACAGUCACACAAUUGCCGCGUGGUGUUGCAGGAUCUUCGUUGUCAUCACUUCCAACCUUGGUCACGCAGAAUUUACCAGCUUCUUCAAGUAAACUGACAAAUAAUUAUUUCUGGCCAGCUUCAAACACUUUGAUGAAGAUUCUCCAUUCUUAUUCGUACACUCAUCAAGCUAGAAUUUUAUUUAUUUUGUAUGGACCAUUACAUAGAGGGAAUCUGAUGUGGCGUACAAUGUGUGAAAAUACAGCUGCUGAUUCUCAACAAUUAUCUGCCUGUUUUGGAGAGCUUGGAAGUGUCCUGUCAAAUAUGUUUCAUUCUGGUUUAUGGACACCUGAUGAUAUCAUCAAUAUAAUUGAUCAAAUUACAACAACACCCGAAGAUUGGUUAGCAGAAAAUGUUGCGUGUCUAUUGCAUACAUCGGGACCAGAAAUAGCGUUACUUUCUGUGACGAAUAAAGCCCGCAGUGGAAAAACUGCUGAAGUUGCUGUCACUCUCACUUCAUUAUGCUUAGUUCAGAAAAUCUAAAACCUAAAAUUAUCUAAAGAACUAAACCGUUUUGAGAACUACAAAGUGUCCUUCUUGCAAUUUAAAUAUUGAUUGUGGAAACUGAAAUGAUCAGUGACUGCAUUAGGGUAGUGAAGGUUAGGUAUUUCGUCCAAAAAAAUAGGGUUUCAAACAGUACUAUUCUUCCACUUUUUGCUCUGGAGGGUCAUGUCGAUAAACAAAAGGAAAUAUGGGAAGCCUUAUACGUAGAUACUGUUUCCAUGGGGUAUCGACUCAAAAUUCAGGAUUGAUGAUGAACUUCAGCUGUUUCAGACAAUAUCUUUAUGUAUUACAACAGAAGCGUAUUGUUACAAUUUUAUAUCGGUGUCCUUCUAUAGACAUAAAGGAAAAGUGAAUGGGCUGCAGCUUUAAAUCUGUUAGACAUUUAAAUACACUACACCAUAUAUAGCCCAUUCAUAUCUACACAAUAAUUAUUAUAAUAAUCCAUAAUAUUUCAAUCUAUGGUUAGGUGAAAAUUCGUGCAAAAUUAACAGAACUAAUUAAUCUUGUCAGUGCUACAUUUCAAGCCACAAAAGAAAAAGAUCGAACUGCUUUUCUAGAUCAGUUAGCUCGAUCUUUUCAAGAUGUUAUAGUCGAUCUGUAUGAGACUGAUGAACUAGGUGAGUUAAUAAAUUUUCUGUUUUAUUUUGUUUUAAUCGGGUUUGUAUUAGCUUUUAUAAAGUUUAUUUGGUAACUUUGAAAGCAUACCUCUCGUAUUAAAAUCCAUCAUUUGUAGCCUUCCAUUUAUUUCAUAUUCAUAAAUUCGAUUAUACCAAUUUGUUACUGAUUCAUUAAACAAAUUAAAAAAGAACUCAUUUUUCCAAUAGUUUUUAAUAGUUCAGCAUUUUUUUCCUAAAGUUAUUUUCGCAAUGACUUCAAGAAAUUAAUUCUAUUGAUGUAAGCACCUACAUUUUGUGCAGAAAGAGACAAUUAUAUCAAAAAAUUCAUGUACAUAUUGCUUUUUUUUUCUAAAUAAACUGUAGAUUUUGAAAUUUCUAGCAUGUUGAACACUUAAAACUUGUCUUAGUAACCUGAAACUUUAAGGGUUAAUUAGCUUUCAUAGAAGAUUCAACAGUAAAUCUAAGCUGACAAUCGCAAGCUAUUGCUAAGUUUAUUGAAGCUUUAAAGUACUUAGUUUCUGCAAUGCUGAUCGCUUUUGAUGUUCAGAUUAGUCUGGUCAUAAAGGAUUUCAUAGAAGUAGUCUCUUUAUUGUAUAACGUUACACUAAGAUAUAUCUGAUAACAUCAACUAUAUGUAGUUCAUUUCAUUACAUGACUACAUAUGAUGUUGACAAUUAUGAACUAGAGUAAUGUUAUUGAUAUAUAUAGUUGUAGUAUUUUCUAAAUGAUAUUUGCGUUUCAUUUCCCACCUUAAUUAUUUCAAAUAAUGUAGUCAAGUCUCACGUAACCACAAAUGGAAUACUAACAAUUACUGGUUCACCUACAAGUUAAAGGGUAUAUCUAUAGUUCAAAUUAUAUCGUCAUUGCCACUAUUUUGUAAAAUUUGAAAAUGAAUCUAUUUCUCUGUAUAUUCAGCGAUUUUAUUCGUUAAAAACUAAACGCCAUAUACAUAUCGCCUUUUUGACAUCCCACAUUUCUCUUUCAGAAGAACGAGUCGAAGACUUUUCCACCAUACUAAGAGCACAAGCAGAGUUCAUGCGUGCGCUUAUGGCACAUAUAUACGAGGAGUGAUAUAUAAAUAUCCACUUGGCAAAUUUGAUUUUACUGCGGUUCUUUCACUAGAUUUGGUUUUUUUUAUCGUUUAUUUUUGUUUCGAUGAUAAUGUCAUUAAUUUCCUUUCUGUUGUUUUAGAAUUAUGAUUGAUAGUUCAAACCCAAAUUUUUCAUUGUUCGCUUUUUCGUACUUGUUUUUUAACAGAUGUUGACUAAUUAUUUUUUAAUUUAUUUUGAAAUCUUUUACCUGGUAUUGUACACGUGUUACGAACGGUUCGGUUUUUUUAUUAGGAAACACUUCUAGUUAUCAAGAAUUCUUAUUUAAUAUAAUGGAAUAUGUUUAAGACAGUA
Molecule: messenger RNA, 3583 nt
Organism: Schistosoma bovis
Lineage: Eukaryota; Metazoa; Platyhelminthes; Trematoda; Strigeidida; Schistosomatidae
Source: the annotation of a GenBank genome assembly